Molecule: messenger RNA, 2070 nt
Organism: Paramacrobiotus metropolitanus
Lineage: Eukaryota; Metazoa; Tardigrada; Eutardigrada; Parachela; Macrobiotidae
Product: BTB/POZ domain-containing protein 10-like
Exons: 6
Coding region: 538-1614 (358 amino acids)
Biological process (GO): positive regulation of phosphorylation
Cellular component (GO): cytoplasm
Source: RefSeq, a predicted model, not a curated record
CUUGGCAGUCUUGGCUAAUAAAUUUUAAAGCUUUAGAAUCUGGGUGACGUUAUAAAUGACUGUGUAUUAAAUUAAAUUAAGUCCUUGCGAAAUUUAAAUAUAAUAAGGCAACUGGCGACCUUAUCGUUAUUAAAAUAAAGAAAGAGAUUUCGCUGAGCGCAUUCAAGCGCUUUUAGGACGGCGCAACUGCAUAAUCUCUGUACGCCAUUUCAAUGUUUUUUUAUGCAACCAGACAGCAAGCUACAGCAGGAAGCACGAUUCGCAGAUGAUCGCAUUCAUCUUUAUGGAUGCAGUGAAAUUGUUGCCGUUUUUUGUUGAAGAACCUUAGUUGGUGAACAUACUAUUGAAGGAUUCAGAGGAUUGUGGCACAACUCUUAUUAAUUGAGACAAGUAGUCACCGCUGCUAGUGUGACUUUACAUUAUUGGACAUCUUUACAUUAUUGGAUUUUUUGUGUUGCAUAACAGUGAUAACACCGAGAUUACUCGCAAGACGAGGACUGAAGAGGUUACGCGGUAAAAAUUCUUGUGGAAAUUGGAAUGGAUCGGACAUCUCCGAAUGUUCGGUCGUCCUCGCGAAAUUCCGUAAAUGCCGGUGCCAGCAAUGUUAAUGAGCAGUUGAGAAGUUCUCCUCGCUGUGAUGUCAAGCACCGCGCUGGCAACGCCAAUACUGUGACUUUCGUUGUUAACGGAACUCAUUUCACUAUUAACCGUGACUGCGUGGCGGCCCAUCCGGAAACCAUGCUGGGGAAAAUGGUUGCUUGCUCACCUACCCACGAUAUCGUUAAGCAGAACGAUCGAGGCGAUUUUGUGUUAAAUAUGGACUUUUCUGCCGAUUUCUUCCGUGUGGCACUGGACUACUACAAGCUGGGCUACAUUAAGCAUCCCGCUGACAUCUCCCUGGCUGAUCUCCGCGACCUGUGUGAUUUCCUACUGAUCCCCUUCAACGCCAACACCAUCAAGACCUAUGAUCUCCGCGCACUCUUACACGAGAUCUCUAAUGACGGAGCACGACGCGAAUUCGAAUCUCAGUUAGAGCAGAAGAUUAUGCCUUGUAUUGUACAGCGAGCGCUGAAAGGUGAGCGCGAGUGCAACGUGGUAAUCCUGAUGGAUGACGAAGAAGUGCACUGGAAUGACAAGCUCCCACCGCCGUCUGGUGAAGAGCAAUCGCAGAUCUUGCAUAGCACCGCCUUGCUCACAUUCUUUAAAUACGUGGAAAAUCGGGAUGUGGCCAAGCGAGUGCUGACGGAGCGCGGUUUUAAGAAGGUGUGUCUGGGCACGGAAGGGUUCCCGACGCAUGUCGACCGGAUUCGGCCGCGCUGGGAUGGAAAGCUGGAGGCGUCGUAUUUCUACGUGCAGCGGCCGUUUAUUCGGCUGUCGUGGGAGAAGGAGGACGCCCGCAGUCGGCAUGUGGAUUUCCAGUGUAUUCGCUCGCGAUCACGAUCUGCAGGAUCGCUGGCAGCCGCUGCUGCUGAACAUCCCCUGGACGAUGUUAACGCCAUUGUGAAUAUUCCCGUGGAGCCGGAACCUGAUGUGGAGUUUCCGGUGGAGCAACCGGUGGUGGUAGAACCGGAGGAGGCUGGUGUGUCCAGCGGGGAAGAGGAGGAACACGAAUAAGGAUUGAAGCGACGGUGGAACGAACAUUCAGGGAUGUUUUGAGUGUACGAGUAUCGGCUUCUACGUAACGGUUUAUAUUCCGUGCCACGGUGGAUGUUUUUUGAAGUGGGUGCAAUUUAUGUGAUUUUUGGCAAAAUUUGUUUCCUCUCGUUCCUCGGUUUCUCCUGUGCAGUGCUCCAAUUUUUGGAAAGUUCCCACUUUUGAUGUUUCCUUGUGAGCUCUUUUGGUUCGUGUCUGUCUUCUUUGGCGAAUAUAUUUCCUCUCUUUUUGCAUCCGCUUUCCUAGUCACGAUGACUUCGUGCUUUAAAUAGAUUAAUGGAGUUGCGGGAUAAGAAUAUGGUUAAUUUAUUGAUGCUGUGCUGUCUUGUUAUUUUCAAAACAGCACAAGCGGCGAUGUUUGUGUAUAAAUGACUGUAGGUACGGUAAAUAGAUCGAAAUAAACUGACUUAAAACUUG